UGCCAAUGGAGAGUGACCGUGUGUCUUGUUCAUAAUAAACAAUAUUUUCCAUUAACAACGAAAGUGAAAAGAUAUAUUUUCUGUGUUGUGUGUUAAAUAUGUGAUUUCUCUUUCAUUUGGAUUUAAUUUUUCUGACAGCAUGAGUACCCUUGAAGACCUGGCGGUGCAGCUGUUCGAUGCUGGGGCCGUACGGCUGGGGGACAUCGAGGCGAAGGUCGGGAGGCGGACACCCGUCUACUUCGACCUUCGGGUCAUCGUCUCACAUCCAAGGAUUAUGUUGGCGGUUGCAGAACACCUACAAAGAUUGUCUUCAGAAAUAACCCACGAGUUGCUGUGUGGCGUCCCCUACGCCGCCCUACCGCUCGCAGCCGUCAUGUCAGUCAACACCGACACUCCAAUGAUUAUGAAAAGGAAAGAAACAAAACUUUACGCCACAAAAAAGAUUAUAGAAGGCGUCUACAAAAAGCACCAAGAAUGCUUAGUCGUCGAAGACGUAGUGACCUCUGGUGGCAGCUUGCUAGAAACAGUUAAUAUAUUGCGCGAAGAGGGUUUGAAAGUGUCGCAUGCUGUUGUAGUUCUAGAUAGAGAACAAGGUGGCGCUAGUGUGUUAAAAGCAAAUGGCGUCCAUGCGACACCACUUUUUACGUUGUCCAAUUUAGCAAAAAUUUUAAGAGACGCCGGCAGAAUUAAUGAUGAAACUGUAGAUAUAAUUGCUGAACAUAUAAAAGUAUGUCAAUUCGGUAUGAAAGAUAACUUGGAAUAAUAUCUCGUGUUUGUAGGGUUGGUACCUAUAAGAUGUAUAAUGUAAGGUUUAAGCUGGUAGGUAACCUACCUUGCUACGUAGGUACUUACCUACUUGAUUUAUUUAUUGAUGUAAAUAAGAUUUAAAUGGAUGGU
Messenger RNA from Amyelois transitella, 897 nucleotides. Its product is annotated as uridine 5'-monophosphate synthase. The transcript has 3 exons. Gene Ontology annotation, biological process: UMP biosynthetic process; pyrimidine nucleobase biosynthetic process. Bases 140 to 763 code for a protein of 207 amino acids. The record is from RefSeq and is a predicted model, not a curated record. Gene Ontology annotation, molecular function: orotidine-5'-phosphate decarboxylase activity; orotate phosphoribosyltransferase activity. Lineage: Eukaryota; Metazoa; Arthropoda; Insecta; Lepidoptera; Pyralidae.